GUUCUCAAUCAUACAUCGGAGGUAUCGUGCCCAAUUCACCCCACCAUGACGCUUGAAUGGAUAGUGGUGCUGCCCAGUCAACGUCCUCCUACGCAUACAUCAUAAAAACCAGUCUCACGAGAGUUCUACUUAAAAGAAGGAUACUUGCAAAUCAUCUAUUCCGUCGUAUGACGCGUAUUCUGACAGCUAUCUAGUAACCAGAUGAUAGACUCGUACAUCUAUUGACAUACCUCAGAAAGAUGGACAUUCUUUUCACGGAAUCUGGGCCAUCAUGCGGGGCUUUACUAAUAGCGGGGGCCAAAAUUGUAUCGUUGGUUGUUCUAUUAACAAUUGCCUGUAUUUGCUUCACGUAUCGCAACAGAGGCUUUUGGUCGUCUUCCUCCGCCAAUUCGAAAUGGAUCGCCGGCCCUAAAAGCAAAGCUUUUAAAGGAAGUGUCGAGGAGCUUCGAACCGAUGGUGCUGCCAGUUGUAAGGCCUGGUUCUCCCUAUAUCAACGAUAUGGGCCUGCCUACGAAAUGACAAUCCCUUUUUUCCGCUUACAUAUCAUUAACCAUCCCACGUAUCUCGAGCACAUUCAAAAACACAACAGCAAGAACUAUAUCCGCGGUGCAUUUGCUCGCAAUGUCUUCCAGACCCUCCACAGAUCUAGCAUCUUCAUCUCGGACGGCCAAGCUUGGCAACUACAGCGUAAAGCUGCGACAAAGGCAUUCAGCAAGCAAAAUUUUGAGCAGCACAUCACACGAUCCCUCCACUAUUGGCUUGACGUCUUAAUGCGUCUUCUAUCGAAUCUGGCCAAGGAACAGCAAGAGUUUGACUUUCAAGAGUUAAUGGGCCGUAUGAUGUUUUGCCUCUUUCUUCGGAUUGCAUUCCACGAAGAGAAGAUGGCCCUAGAAAUCUUGUCCGAGAAUCCACAGUGCCUUAAGUCAAUGCCAGCCUAUGUUAAAGCAUUUGACGAAGCCAACUAUUUGUUCGAUCGAAGACGGCGUGAUCCUCUAUGGAAGAUUAGCGAAAGGUUAUCCGGAGAAGACAAAAUAAGCCAGAGAGCAGUGGACCUUUUCUACGGACAGAUUGAUGGUCUGAUUAAGAGACGCCUUGACGCAAUGGAGCAGGGUUACAAGCCUAACCCAGAAGCUGGUGUCGAUCUUCUAGACCUCUUCUUACAAUCGACCAAAGACCUGUAUACUCUUGGAGGCAUGGUAUUUGCGUUCCUCUCGGCUGGCCGUGAUACGACUGCUUACUCUAUUUCGUGGCUCAUGAAGGAAAUACAUCAUAAAGAUAACAAACAUUUAGAUGCUGCGAAUAAGAUCCGAGCUGAAGCUGAAGAGCUCGGUUUCACAAAUGACUUCCUCAGUUAUGGAGACGCCCCGAGGUUGCGAUUCGCAAAUGCCAUGUGGGAUGAAACCGCUCGACUUAACACUGUUUCCCCGGCUGGUCAAAUGGAGGCGGCGGGAGACGACACUCUUCCUGCAGUGCCUGAGCUUAACAUGCCUCCCCGACACAUUAAGAAAGGAGAUAUUGUUAGUUAUCAGAACUAUGUACUUUCUCGAAUGCCGCAAGUCUGGGGAGAUGAUGCCGCUGUCUUUAACCCUUCGAGAUGGUUCAAAGACAAUGGGGAGAGCAUCUCAUACAGCGCUUUCAAAUAUCACUCGUGGAACGCUGGGCCACGUAGCUGUCUUGGGCGCGCAUUAGCUACAUACGAAGGUAUCGCCAUUAGUACCGCGAUUCUUCAACGUUUCGACGUCAUACUCUCCGAUACCACUAAAACAUAUGAACCGCUCGCCGCUCUAAAUAUGGGAAUAAAAGGCGGGCUUCCUAUGAGGGUAAGGGUGAGAGCUUCGGUCAGAUCUUAAUAGGCAUAUCAACGAUACCAUUUCCUCUUCGACGCGGUGUCCGAGGAGGUUUACUACCACGAAUAUUUAAUAUCCAUAGUUGCCCACACAGUCUUGUUAGUAUAGCUAUUCGCGAACCAUCGACACUCAGAAUGCAAGGUUGGUAUGAUGGAUUUAGGCCAAUGAUCAGAUUAGGUACUGAACUGUAUGGCAUAUACUUGUCUGGAUUUCUUCACCAUUAGCACUUCUUAAAUAUGAAAAUCAUCGGUUUUUUUCA
Molecule: messenger RNA, 2106 nt
Organism: Hypoxylon trugodes
Lineage: Eukaryota; Fungi; Ascomycota; Sordariomycetes; Xylariales; Hypoxylaceae
Product: cytochrome P450
Exons: 8
Coding region: 240-1850 (536 amino acids)
Molecular function (GO): heme binding; oxidoreductase activity, acting on paired donors, with incorporation or reduction of molecular oxygen; iron ion binding
Source: RefSeq, a predicted model, not a curated record